UACCUACGGUUCAGUCUCUAACGAACUCUCACCCGUCUCUGUAACCUGUUUCCAAUGGCGGCUUUAACCCGCCUUGCAAAGCCCUCGUUUGCACCACACUCCCCUAUCUCCUACCUGAGCCGGUGCUUGUAUUCCGGCCUAGGAUCCGAGCCCAGUUCUCACGCCGCGGCGUCUUACAGCCCGCACUUGGGGCCCAAGCCCAGUCUCUCGGUUAAGGAUCCGAAGGACCGGAACGUACAGUGGGUCUUCUUGGGCUCGCCGGGAGUCGGAAAAGGCACGUACGCCAGUCGUUUAUCUAAUCUCCUCGGCGUGCCUCACAUAGCCACCGGAGAUCUCGUCCGCGAAGAACUCGCUGCCUCUGGUCCUCUCUCUCAACAGUUAUCGGAGAUUGUGAACCAGGGGAAGCUGGUUUCCGAUGAGAUUAUAAUAAACUUGUUGUCCAAGAGAUUGGAGGCUGGAGAAGCUAAAGGCGAGUUAGGUUUUAUUCUUGAUGGUUUUCCACGAACCAUUAGACAAGCGGAAAUAUUGGAAGGGGUGACGGAUAUUGACUUGGUGCUAAAUCUGAAGCUCCGGGAAGAUGUGUUGCUUGAGAAAUGCCUAGGUAGACGAACAUGUAGUCAGUGUGGGGGAAAUUUUAAUGUGGCCUCGAUUAAUGUCAAGGGCUCGAAUGGGAGUCCUGCAAUUAGCAUGGCUCCGCUUCUUCCACCUCAACAUUGUAUGUCAAAGCUUGUUACUCGGGCGGAUGAUACUGAGGAAGUGAUUAAACAUCGGAUUGAUAUAUACAAUGAGAAGAGCCGGCCUGUAGAAGAAUUCUACCGUAGUAGGGGGAAAUUGUUGGAGUUUGAUUUGCCUGGAGGGAUUCCAGAGUCUUGGCCAAAGUUGCUUGAAAUUCUUGAUCUUGAUGACUACAAGGAGCAGCAGUCUGCUGCAGCCUGAUAAUUAUCUCGUUUAAAGGUGAUUAUGCCAUUCCCUGGGCGCAUGAAGUGUGUGCUGGGGUUUUGGACUCUCUUGAUUUUUGGGUCAGUUUUCUCAUAGAGAAAAUUUUGUUCUACUGUAUUGGAGAAUUUCCAUGAGUAUUUGUUUGGUUGAGGGACAAUCUAUUUACUAACAAUUUUGUGGCAGCAAUAAGCCUCAGUGAUGGAGGCUGGAUGGUUAUACAGUAUUGUUGUAACUUAUAGACUUAUAGUUGAUCAAUAUAUCAAAUUGCAUCUUGUGGGGAUAAUUACCCCUCGAUGAAACUUGUUCUUCCAGAUUAGCUUUUCAUGUUGAGCUUCCUAUUUAAUCUAUUGUAUGUAAGAUGAAGCAGUCAGCAAAGA
Messenger RNA from Rosa chinensis, 1316 nucleotides. Its product is annotated as adenylate kinase 1, chloroplastic. The transcript has 4 exons. Gene Ontology annotation, cellular component: cytoplasm; mitochondrion. Gene Ontology annotation, molecular function: AMP kinase activity; ATP binding. The record is from RefSeq and is a predicted model, not a curated record. Lineage: Eukaryota; Viridiplantae; Streptophyta; Magnoliopsida; Rosales; Rosaceae. Bases 55 to 936 code for a protein of 293 amino acids. Gene Ontology annotation, biological process: nucleobase-containing compound metabolic process.